Cylas formicarius (sweet potato weevil) is the source of this 5075-nucleotide messenger RNA. RefSeq lists its product as uncharacterized. Bases 240 to 2963 code for a protein of 907 amino acids. The record is from RefSeq and is a predicted model, not a curated record. Gene Ontology annotation, cellular component: plasma membrane. The transcript is spliced from 13 exons. NCBI's taxonomy places the organism in Eukaryota, Metazoa, Arthropoda, Insecta, Coleoptera, Brentidae.
CGUUCGCUCUGACAGUAGCUCGGUUUUGCGACGGUGCCACAUCGUGCAGCAAGUGCGUUUAAGUUACACACGAUCUGGCCGCGUUAAUUAGAUCGCCAAUAGAGGAGAGGGUGGUGAUUUGUUAUACGCAUCGCGAUGACUCGGGACUCGUGACCGGGGAUGGUUUAAAGGCGUCGAAACGUCGCGAGCGCCGAAACGUCGUAAUUGGUAGCGAUGACGGGACGCGACUAGGAACGAAGAUGACACGUAAAAUUUUGUGUUUGUUGGUUUUUUGUGCGUUCCUGGUCUGUGCCGGCAGCAGCCCGUCGCCCAUCAAGAGAACCGAAUCUAAAAAGGACCACUGCAACAAGACGGUCGACAUUUAUGAGGACGUGGCUAGUCCCGAAGUGACUGCCGAAAAUUUCGGCAAGCCUAUGACUUGCUCGUACCGUUUCCGGUCGUUCCGGGGUACGCCGAAGGAUUGGAUUUUACGGAUUAAGUUCAACAAGUUUAAAGUCGGCAACCUAUUAAACGGCAGCCAUUGCGAGGGAGGGUACAUGCAGAUCGUCGACGGCAACGCGAAAACCGACGUAUCGAAUCGCAAAGAGCCGGGCAUGUUCUGCGGCGAGAGCGAGCAGCCGCAGACUUUCAUGUCGGAGACGUCUUUCGUCAAGGUAUUGUUCCACGUGGAAAACUUCACCGAUCAGACGUAUUUCAGCUUCGACACGAGGGCCGAACAACAGCUUGUCGUCUAUCUGAGAUAUGGCCAGCAUCCCGAGCUGUACCCCAACAGACGCGGCGAAGUAGUCCAGGGGUCUUAUUGCGAGAGAAAAUUUAAAGACUGCCGCCUGCAGACUUGCUACGUACAGUCGCCGGCGUAUCCGGGCGUGUACCCUAGGAAUUUGCAUUGCAGAUACUCGCUCAACACCAGGUUGCCUUUCAUCAAGCUUUACAUUGAGAACGAGGAGUUUAAUAUCGACGGGCAGCGGUGCGAGAACAUCAUGACGUGCCCUAUGAGACCGAUAUCUUCAGGCCAGGAAAAUUGCCCCUACGACUACAUAAAAAUAUACGACGGCAAAGACGAGACCAGCCCCGUCAUCGGGACGUUCUGCGGAAUGGGCAAGUUUCCUUACUCCAUUAUAGGAACAUCCCAGGACCUCUUUGUCGAGUUCGUGUCGUCGCCUGCAGGGCCCUUGCUAAAUACCGGUUUCCAUUUCAACGUGGGAAACUGGCCGGGACACGUCGACACGGCCGGAAGUAGAAACGGCACCUGCGACUGGCUGCUGUCCUCGCAAAGCCUGCGAGCGUCCGGGGAUUCCGAGGGCAUAUUCCUAUCGGUGGCCCAUUGGUAUCCACCCCACACUAGCUGCACAUACCUCAUGCAGGGCGAGGAAGGCGAGAUCGUGCGGUUGUAUUUUCCUAGUUUCAGAAUCAACCGCAUAGAGUCACCGAUCCAGCCUAUAGACGGCGAUUGCGGAGAGUCCCUCACCCUAUACGACGCCUCUUGGCCCGACGACUCCAAAAUAAUCAAAACGUUUUGCGACACCUUCUCCAAGGCGAUGGAAAAAUACGAUUUUGUUUCUACUGGCAGUUCGCUGUUCGUGAGAUUCGAGAGCAAAACCGGGAGUUAUAGCGGCUCGUCGCUGUACUAUUGGGCGCAUUACGACUUCUUCAACAACACGAAACUGGGCGAACCGGUGCCGGGAAAACAAUGCGACGAAGUGUUCGCCUCGUGGCGACAAACAAAGGGUUGGCUGAGGUCGCCCCUAAACACCCUGGUUUAUAAGCAAACUCAACCGAGCGAAGAUGUGACUUGCCUCUAUAGAUUCGUCACGGAUAAAAGGCUGUUCGCCAGAGUGAUCCUGACGAUAACGUGUGUUAAUUUUAAGGACCACCCCUACAACUCGGGACCGUGCACCAACUGCCUCGAAGACCGCGUUGACAAGUUGGUGAUUUGGGAACCUCUGGCGCCCGGUACCAACUCGUCCCAUCCCCCGGUGUCGCUGAACAAAGCGGCCCAGAGCGGCGACGUCACCUGUAUAUGUCACCGGCAGUCGUUCUCGACGCAGGUGAUCUCUCGCGGCGAACAACUGAAUCUGCAACUGAUCGUAGACAGCGCUCACAGCGCCCUCAGUUACUUCAAGUACUCGAACCCGUUGUUCGAGGCCACGUACGAGUUUGUUCACGGGCCGUUGUGCGGUCCGCCCCUAAUAUAUCCAACCACCGACGGCGAAAUACAUUAUCCCUACUACGAAGCCAUAGGAUACGUUGAACCGCCGAAGUCGAUCAGGUGUAUUUGGGAGAUCAAAGUGACCCGCGAACGCGACCUUUGGCUGCACUUUGACCGCAUCAAGUUUAGUUCGAAUUCUUGCGACGACGGUAUCGUCGACAUCUUCCUCAAGGGUAGACUAGAUCCGUACCUGUCGCUUUGCGGUGAAAACGUAUCUCUAGCGAAGGAAUUGCCGAUAUUGUCGUCCGCUGAGCUCAGCCCGGACGGCACCGACCCUUCCAUUACCAUUCAAUUCAUUGCAAUCGCCAAAGAAGGAACAAAUUCGAACAACGCAACGUCCAAUGAUUCUUUAUCGGGGCGCUCGUCGCCGACGCGUGCUGCUUUUAAGAUCGCGUGGACCGAACUGUUCCACUUACCUCGCAACGUAGACGGCACCCUCAUGUCUUCGAGACUAACGGAAGGCGGUAAUCCAGACGAACCAGUCGAAGGGUGCGAGUUCACCUGCCCGGGAGAGCAGGGACUGUGCAUACCAGGUCGUCUGGUAUGCAACGGGAUCGUUAACUGCCCAAACGUGACGGAAUCCAAAGGGACAGCCCCCAACGACGAGUCGCCUGACCUAUGCGCGCAAGACACGGGUCCAGAGAUAAAUUGGUUCUACGUGGGCGCCGCUAUCGUGUCACUUCUCGUCUUUCUGUGUUGUUGUUGCGUGUGGAUGUGCCGCAGGUGUUGCAGGUACUGCUGCAGGGCGGACUAGAAAUUCUCUCUACCCCGGAAGCCUUAAUCACGAUUAAUGAGGGAUGGGUAAAAAGGAGGAAUCCCGACCCCCAAGCGCCCUUUCGCUGACAUUAGCGUAGGUUUAGUUUUCGCAACGGCAAACGGCAUCGACCCCGCACGAGUACCGACCCUACCCAUUUCUUAUAGUUAUCGGAGCCUUAAAUUAAUUACGAACUCGCCAUGCAUAGUGUUGUGGGGUUGUUUUGGAGACGUCACGUGCAAAUUGUUAACGUGUUCAUAUUGCGAAAGUGUACGGGAUGCGUUUAGGAAUACCCAAUGUCAGACUCCACCCCUGUGACGUUUAAUGUCUAGAAGAAAUUGAAAUUGGGCAUUAUUUUGUUUAUAUUGGAUUAGUCGAACGUGAUUACAAUUCAUAACUUAAAGCCUAUGAUAAACACUUUUUUAUAUAAUUUCAUAUAUUCGCCUACCAUCCAUAACUCUUAAUAGUAAUUUUCUUAAGACGUUGUUCAAUAAUGUUCUUCAAGCGUCAAGUCCCUACUGAACUUUGGCGACUACCAUGUUCACGAUGAUUAUACAUCUUUCUAACUCAUCUGUUUCAAGUCGCUUAGCCAUGAAAGGCUCUUACGCCCAAUCUACUGGUUUUCUUCUAUUUUUCCGUUAAGGAUAAGUCGAAGAAAGCCAUGUCGAUGUCCUCUAAUUUUAUGGCGUAGGUGUUUAAGUUUUGGUCCCUUGAUAAUAUUCACAAGUAGUCUGUCGUGUCCUAUUCUUCAAAGAACUUCUUCAUUUCUGGUUCUAGAGGUCCAAGAGAUUUUAGGCAUUCUCCUGCAUGUCCACAUUUCAAAUGCUUUGAUCUUAUUGAGCAUUUCUUCUUCUUCUAUACAUAAGAAUCGACCAUUGAUGUUUAGUGUAUUGUUUGAAAGCAACGAGCUAAACUUCUCCUUAUUGCAUAUGAAGGAUUUAUAUCUUAAUCAAUCCAGCUGCCGAGAUACUUUGGCACUCUCUCCAACGGUUCUUUGUUUAAAGGUAAUAGGGUCUUUUUUUCUCUACUUUACUCACAAUCAUAUACUUAGUUUUAUUUAUGUGAAUAGAUAACCCUACGUCCUUACAAAUUUCAUUGACUCUCUUACUAAGUUUGCAGGUCUACUAGAUUUUCUGCUGCAAUUGUGGCAUCGUAUUACUAACUAUUUCAACUCCAAUUCCUUUUAGGAAUUCUCGCUCAAUAGCAACUGGCUUCGAUUCACUGCCGUUCACGGCAAUGGUUCCAGUACGGAUACGAAAUCAGUCUAAUGUCUUUAUCACCUAGUUGGAUGUUCUGUAGGGUUGAUAUCAUUUUAUAUAUCAGAUAAUAUCGUUUUUAUAGAAAAAUCGGAAUUAUGUCGUUCACGAUGUUAUAUGCUUCUAUGCAUACUUCAUUUCGAAAUUACAAUAUUUGCAUAGUUUCGAAAAUUACGAGAGAUAUCCGUAAUACGUCUUAACGCCGCGAUUUUUGUAGAAACGUUUUUUGAAAAUUGUCAUUGUUUACGCAAAUUCAUAAUUUUCGGAGUGACGCCUGGCAUCUUGGGACCAUCCUAUACGAUUUCACGUUCGAUAAUAAUUCCGCGAGUCUCUGGUUAUGGUUGUGGCGGGCCAUACGAAAAAAUACUAAACCAAUCGUCAAUUUCGGUACAGUUGUGAUACAUUACAUUCGUAUAUUUAUCGAUUUGUGCGGGAAAACUCCCUUUUCAAUUUCUGUUGGUGCGCCCUCUACAUGCAACGUACAAGAUAAAGGUUCUGCAAAAUGGCCCCAGUUUGCAAAAAAAAAAACCGAAACCCAAGCGAAGGUACAAUUAGUGACGCACAACACAGACAUACACACACAAAAUGUAUAAAAAAAACAACAUAAAAAUUAUAGAUUAUAGGGACGUCUACGUUGACAUUUUUCGAUAUCCGUUUCGGGCGAGCACGCGAGUUUUUUCGUCUGCGGAAAAGCGAAAUGUUCUAAAAACUAAUUGUAAAAUAAUCGCAUAAAAAUUGUCGGCGGUAUAACCCGCUCCGACUGUAAAUUUGGAGUUUUAACGACCCUAAACCACUUCCUCCCCCAUGUAAAUAUUGUGUAAUUUUCACAUGGUCGUGUGAUAUAAUAAAUAAAAUU